Messenger RNA from Ricinus communis (castor bean), 2414 nucleotides. RefSeq names its product rust resistance kinase Lr10. The transcript has 4 exons. The record is from RefSeq and is a predicted model, not a curated record. The coding region runs from base 287 to 2212 and encodes 641 amino acids. Gene Ontology annotation, biological process: protein phosphorylation. NCBI's taxonomy places the organism in Eukaryota, Viridiplantae, Streptophyta, Magnoliopsida, Malpighiales, Euphorbiaceae. Gene Ontology annotation, molecular function: ATP binding; polysaccharide binding; protein kinase activity.
GAAUUACUUGAUAUCAAUUAAUUAUUUGAAGUGUCUACAAGGUUAUGAUGCAAACACCCAAAAGAACAAGCAAAAGGACUUUGAAUGGUAUGCCAUUGGAGUCAACGAGAAAAAUUAGUGUACAAACAGUGAAUUAUCAAGUCCAAAAGAAAAUAACGAAAGUGAACCAUCAGGUUUCUUUUUAUUCUUCAAGUCUAACUAGCCAAAACAUCUUAAAGGAAAAAACAGAGGAUUAUCCACUGUAUGUUGUAGUGCUGGAGAAGAGUCUAUCUUUCGCUCUGUCGCCAUGUUCAGGGUCCUUUUUUCUGCAAGUUAUCCAGUCCUUCCUUUUUUCUUUCUAUUUUCUGUAACUUGCUGGGCUGAGAAAAACCAGUAUCUCUGUGAUAUUCCACUUUCCUGUGGCAAUUUCCAGAGCAUUUCCUACCCCUUUGGAUUAAAAGGGGGUCCAAAAAAUUGUGGCGACCCUAACUAUCUUCUGACUUGUGAGAACAAUAAGACGAUAUUGUACUGGCAUUCAGCAAAAUACUUGGUGCAGGAAAUCAAUCGCCAGAAGGAGACCAUCCGUGUUGUCGAUGUUGCCUUGCAAGAGAAUAUUUGCUCUUUUCUCCCUCUUUCUCCUUUACCAUUUGGCGGCCCUGGUGAUAAUCAAUAUGAAUAUUAUUGGAGGUUGGGUGAAAGAAUUAGGUUUAUGAGUUGUGAGAAUCCAGUUAAUUUCUCCCCCUAUGUCGAGACAGGGCCUUGUCUUAGUAGAAUUCAUGGCUCAAAGUAUGCUCUAUUUGGGAAUGUGGAGGUGUCAGAGAUUCCAGAUAUGUGCAGGGUAGACUGGGAAGCCAUGGUUUCAUCAAUCAAGUGCAGGAUGAACAACUGUUCCUAUUUGGAUAUUUACGAGGGAAUGCUAAAUGGAUUUGAGCUUUCAUGGUCUUUCAUCCGUUGCGAACAGUGCAAAGGGCGAGGCUACUGCCGGUUUAAAGAUGAGUAUGAUUAUUCAAAGGUCGUGGGCUGCUCUAAUGACUUCGCAUAUGAAUAUCCAAUGUGGUUACUGACGGGACUUAGUUUAAUGAUGCAACUGGCAAUACUAGUGGGAGCAAGAUGUGUAUUGGGCACACCAUGUGUUAUUGCCUUUUUGGCAUAUAAAUGGCGAAGAAGACAUUUAUCGAUGUACGAUAAAGUUGAAGCUUUCCUAAGAAGUCACAACAAUCUCAUGCCUAUCAUGUAUUCUUACUCGGACAUCAAGAAGAUCACUCGAGGUUUCAAGGACAAAUUAGGUGAGGGAGGCUUUGGUUCAGUAUACAAAGGAAAACUUUCAAGCGGCCGAAUUGUGGCGGUAAAGAUAUUGAGCAAGCCUAAGUCCGACGGGCAAGAUUUUAUCAAUGAGGUUGCAACAAUUGGAAGGAUUCAUCAUGUCAAUGUGGUGCAACUUAUUGGUUUUUGUGCUGAGAGAUCGAAGCGUGCGCUUGUAUAUGAUUUCAUGCCUAAUGGGUCUCUUGAAAAAUACAUCUUUUCAGAAAAUGGAGAUGUUCCUUUGAGCUGUGAACAAAUGUACAAGAUUUCUCUCGGCACAGCUCGUGGAAUUGAAUAUCUCCACAGAGGUUGUGACAUGCAAAUCUUGCAUUUUGAUAUCAAGCCUCACAAUAUUCUUCUUGAUGAAAAUUUUGCUCCGAAAGUCUCAGAUUUUGGACUUGCAAAACUGUAUCCAAUAGAAGGUAGCAUAGUUUCUCUCACAGCACCAAGAGGAACAAUGGGUUACAUGGCUCCAGAACUGUUCUACAAGAACAUUGGAGGAAUAUCUUAUAAAGCUGAUGUUUAUAGCUUUGGAAUGUUAUUGAUGGAAAUGGCAGGUAGAAGGAAGAAUUUGAAUGCAUUUGCUGAGCAUUCAAGCCAAAUUUACUUCCCUUCAUGGGUUUACGAGCAACUCAAUGCAGGCAACGAGAUAGAAAUCGAAAAUGCAACAGAGGAAAGGAAAAUAACAAAAAAGAUGAUGAUUAUUGCAUUAUGUUGUAUACAAAUGAAGCCUGGCGAUCGUCCCUCGAUGAACAGAGUUGUAGAGAUGCUUGAAGGAGAAGUUGAAUCUCUCCAGAUGCCUCCAAAGCCUUUUCUAUCUCCACAAGAGCUGCGUCAACUGGAAGCUGGAAUCAACAAGAAAGCAACAGUAUUGCCGACUCCACCAAAUGGUAGUACAGAUUCUGCAACUUCGGUUGUUAGUUCUACCUGAAUGAUCAUAUACCAAUGAAGUACCACUAUUAUUAGGCCAAGUUAAUAUAGAAUUAGACAGCUAUUCUAUUUCCUGCAUUUACACAAGCCAUGAAUCUGUUGCGUGUUAGCGUACACUAUUGUAAUAUUUGCACCUAUUGUCUCUACAGUUCUGAUAAAAGAGUAAAAGACUAGCGUAAAAGUAGAUUUCAAGUAGUUUGUUA